Molecule: messenger RNA, 2762 nt
Organism: Fopius arisanus
Lineage: Eukaryota; Metazoa; Arthropoda; Insecta; Hymenoptera; Braconidae
Gene: singed
Product: fascin domain-containing protein singed
Exons: 8
Coding region: 204-1772 (522 amino acids)
Biological process (GO): establishment or maintenance of cell polarity; cell migration; actin filament bundle assembly
Cellular component (GO): actin cytoskeleton; cytoplasm
Molecular function (GO): actin filament binding; protein-macromolecule adaptor activity
Source: RefSeq, a predicted model, not a curated record
UGUUCACGUUCACUGUUCACAUCACGCACCAGUCGUGACAAGUUGCUCCUCGCUCUUCAUCUUCUAUUUCACUGUAAUAUUCAUCUUCAAUACUCCGGAUUUCAAAUAAACCACAUCCUGUGAUAUAUUUUCCUCGCAGUACUACACAGAGGACUUGGAGAUUGAAAGCAGGUGGUCGAGGUAAUAGAAAACGAGUUGAAACAAUGCAGAGCAACGGAGCGGAAGGUGUGAGCGAAAAUGGAGUAGAUAGAACUGGUUGGACGGUUGGCCUGAUAAAUGGCAAGUUCAAGUAUUUAACUGCUGAAACAUUUGGGUUUAAAAUAAAUGGGAAUGGCUCGAGCUUGAAGAAAAAACAGCUUUGGACACUCGAAGGAAGUGAGCAUCAAGUUUUUUUGCGCUCUCACUUGGAUCGAUAUCUUGCUGUCGAUCAAUUUGGAAAUGUCACCUGCGAGGCUGAAGAUCCAUCUGAUCCUGGCUGCGCUUUUCAGAUUCAGCUUGCUUCUGAUGGAAGUGGUAGGUGGGCUUUGAAAAAUAUACAGCGGGGAUAUUUCUUGGGUUCUAGUCCAGAUGAACUCAAGUGUACAGCCAAGGCUCCAGGUGAGGCUGAAUAUUGGCUGGUGCAUCUCGCAGCUCGACCACAGGUGAAUCUACGAUCAGCUGGGCGCAAACGUUUUGCUCAUCUGAGCGCAACUCAGGACGAAAUUCAUGUUGACGCACCAGUACCUUGGGGUGAGGAUACACUAUUCACACUUGAAUUCCGUCCAGCAGCUAACGCUGACAAUGACACGGUUGGGCAUGGUAAAUCUGAAGGAGGUCAUUAUGCUCUUCACACCUGCAAUAACAAGUAUCUUGCUCGCGAUGGAAAAUUAUUUGACAGUUGUACUCGAGAGUGCCUCUAUGCCGCGGAAUUCCACGCUGGAUUGCUCGCACUGAGGGAUAUUCAUGGAGCCUAUUUGGCGCCGAUCGGUAGCAAAGCCGUUUUAAAAUCACGAUCAACAACUGUGACGCGAGACGAAUUGUUCUCGUUGGAGGAAUCCUUGCCACAAGCAUCAUUCGUUGCUGCACUCAAUCAGCGUUACGUCUCUGUUAAGCAAGGUGUCGAUGUUACUGCAAAUCAGGAUGAAAUAUCAGGUCAUGAGACAUUCCAAUUGGAGUUUGAUCGUGUGACAAAACGAUGGUAUGUCAGAACAAUGCAAGAUCGUUACUGGAGUUUAGAGGCUGGUGGUGGAAUUCAGGCUUCUGAUCACAAACGUUCGUCGAAUGCUCUAUUCGAUCUUGUCUGGCAGCCGGACGAUGGAACAGUUGCGCUCAGAGCGAAUAAUGGAAAAUUCCUCGCUACUAAACGCUCUGGGCAUUUGUACGCCAACGCUGAUUCACCGAUAUCUGGUGAUUCCGAUGCAUCGAAAUAUUACUUUUAUCUUAUGAAUCGGCCCAUCCUCGUUCUACGUUGUGAGCAAGGAUUUGUCGGGCCCAAAAGUGCUGCAAGCCCAAAACUCGAGUGCAAUAAAGCCGCAUACGAGACAAUUCGCGUAGAGCGUUGUGAACGUGGUAUUGUUCGUUUCAAGGGGCAAAAUGGUAAAUAUUGGAAUGCUGAUAAUGAGGGAGUGACUGUCGACGCGGAUCAACCGUCGGUUGGAUUUUAUUUGGAACUUCGUGAACCGUCUCGUAUAUGCAUCAAGUGCACUGAUGGCAGAUAUUUAACUGCUGGAAAAAAUGGAGCUCUCCGUUUGGGUGAAACAGCUUAUGAGGUGGCUACUAAGUGGGAAUUCUAAGGCUCUCGGAUUAUUCAAUUUAAUUUUUAUUCAACGCCUCUUUCUUUGCGGCAUAUAGUACUCUGAGAGACGGAGAGGGAGGGGAACAAUAAAUGUAGGGAUAAAGCAUAACUUUUACGCUACUAGCACUGAAUAUUAAUAGUACAUUGAUUAAGAUACGAUUUAUACUUUGAAGGAGCUAUAUAGUAUACCCUCAAUGAGUGUCGCAUAAAUCAUAAAAUCAUUUUCAAUUGUCUAAUCUGACUAUCCGCCGUCAAAUGUCAAGGGUCAACCGUCCAUCAGUCAUUAACAAUGGAUAGGGUGAGUCGUUUUGAACUACCUGAUUUUUCGUUUUUUAUCUAUUAUUUUUAUUCAACACGGUUAAACUGUCAUACUCUCAUUGGAUAUUUAGCUAUCUACGGAAUUAGUUAUAACUAUGAUAGUCAGGUCAGAUUAUUAAAUUGAAGGGAAUUUUCCUCAGAGAAAAAUCAUUCCAAUUUAAUUCCCCUUGUGAUUUUUCAUUUUUAUAUGACUGUAAACUUUUAUACCAAAAUCAUGAAAAUUUACAUGACAUUUUUUAAUAUAAAAUAAAGACCUAAAUAAUGAUGGAAAAUGAUUUUUAUAUUUCGAUGAUAUUUCCAAUUUGCUCAUGUUCGUUAUUACCAGAACAUUGAAUUAAUAUUUUCGAGUAGAAGUCAUCAUUUUAUCUAAUCGCUGUGGCUAAAUAUUGCGAGUUAUAUAUCAGCAAAUAUAGUGGAGGAAAGUGAACGUAUACGCAAAUUGUACAUUAUCCCUUUUUUCUUUUUAUAAUAAUAUUCAUAUUGUUAUCAUUUGGUUGAAGAUUUUUGGAAAAUCAAGUUUUACAUAAAUACACCGUGAAUUAAUCCAUGGGCGGGUUAAUAAUGGAAUGAUAAUAUAUACGGAAUAAUUUUAUUUUGUUUUUUAAUUUUAAUUAAUGGAAAUGGUCUCUUCGACCAUGAGAAGGUGAUAAUAAAAAUUCUCUAACUAUCA